Molecule: messenger RNA, 3215 nt
Organism: Elaeis guineensis (African oil palm)
Lineage: Eukaryota; Viridiplantae; Streptophyta; Magnoliopsida; Arecales; Arecaceae
Product: single myb histone 6
Biological process (GO): nucleosome assembly
Cellular component (GO): nucleosome
Molecular function (GO): double-stranded telomeric DNA binding
Source: RefSeq, a predicted model, not a curated record
UAUCUUCCCUUCCAAGUUUAUAAGCCCUGCGGCCUCCGCCCGGAAAUGGCGUCUUCUUGAAGGCAGCCGCGAUGAAGUAAAACUCCGGCCGGAGAACUCUACCCCCACCCUACCCCCUUCGCCCCUCCUCUCCCUCCUUCCCGCUGAAAUCCUGUUAAGCUCGCCCUAUCGCCACCACUACCAUCUAAAGGUUGUAUUUUUCUUUCUCCCCAUUCAUAUCUCCCCUCGUUUUUAUUUUCCUCUUUGAUCCGGCCGUUAUUCUCUCUUAAUUCCUUCUGAUUCUUCGGUUAUUUUGUUUGUUUUUAUGAAUUUUUGACCUUUUUUGACGGGUUUCUGGGUUUUAGAGAAAAUGAUGAUUUCUUUUUCACCCAAAUCGUAUCGUUGUUCGGUUCUCCGAAAUUUUAUAUUGUUUUAUUUGUUUUGGCGGUGAUUAGGGUUUAUGGAUACGAAUCUGGAUCCUUCCUUGAUAUCUUUUUAAAUUCAGGCCUUGCUCGUCGUUGGUCCGUGCGAAUUGUUGGCUGGUUUGAGCAGCUUAAUGCGAAAUUGGGGUGGGUUAGUUAGAAUUUCUAGAAGUUCGGUCACUUUUUUUAUGGAAUUAGGUUUUCGCUUCUAACUUGUUCUCGAGUUAUUUAAAAGUGAUGACAUUGGCUUUGCUUCAGGUAUCAGUUUCCGUGUUUCUUAGAGUUUAGCUGAUUCCCUUGGUUCUGUUUACAUAGGGUUUUGACUUGAACUGUUUUCUUAUGAGUUGGCCACUAUAUUUUGAUCAAAAUUAAUUUGUGAAAUAAGAUUGCGUUGAUAAGGUGUGCAAUUUUUGUUGGUCUUGUGGGUCUCCUACAAACUUUCCUGUUGUGCUGUUUGAGAAGUUGAUAUUAGUUCUAUGUGUCCCAGAGCUAUGUGCUUUCACUGUCUACUUGUGUCAUCUGGGAUUCUUCUUUUACUUUGAUUGGUUUCUCAGCUGAAAAGCAUUUUUGAACUUCUUAUAUCUUGGUAAUUGAGAAGAUGUAUCUUUAUGAUAAAGAAGGGAUCAAAAUACAAGUUUUGGAAUCACUAUUGAAUUUUCUGAGCUGUAUUACUGAAAGUGUAAGUUAUGCAAUGGCUGGGACCUUAAACCUUAUAUGUUUCGUUGCUAUUUUCCCCCAACUCUACUAGAGGAUAUUGUUAUGUCUUUUCCAUGAAUGGGGAGACCAUGCUCUUCAUUCCUUUUUGAAGUGAAAAUUUUAGAGGCCUUUUGUAGUCGGAAUUGCAGUCUUUUCUUCAUGUUAGUGAAGAAUUAUUGUUACAAAUUGGAUGACUAUGGAGAUGACUGGAGUUUGGUUGAUUAUGUUUUGCAUUUGACUAUUUUUCAUUAAUGUAAAUUUGAAUCUGAACAUGAGAUUUGAUUUUUCCCCCUAGCGUGACCCAUUUUGCUCAUUGAACGUGUUGAGAUAUAUUGGAUGAUGGUGGACGUGUGGAGGUGACUGGAGUUUGGUUAUGUUUUGCAUUUGACUAUUUUUUGUUCAUUUAAACUGGAAUCUGAACUUGAGAUUGGAUUCUUAUCCCUAGUGUGACCCAUUUUGGACAUUGAGCGUACUGCGAUAUAUUGGAUGACUGUGGAGGUGACUGGAGUUUUGUUGAUUCUGUUUUGCUUUUGACUGUUUUUUGUUACUUUAAAAUUCAUUCUGAGCAGGAGAUUUUUCCCCCCAAGCAUGACCCAUUUUGGUCAUUGAGCACAAAAUUGAUCUUGUUUUAUUUAGUGAUUUAUGAUCUGUGAUUUGUUCAUCUGUUUGCGUAUUGAUGUGGGAGUACAUGUUAGUGGAUUUGCAUCAUUAGAUUCCUCUGGAAGGGUUUUGUGGCUUUUCUCUAUGGGUGCUCCCAAGCAGAAAUGGACAGCAGAGGAAGAGGCUGCCCUCAGAGCUGGAGUUGUUAAACACGGGGCUGGCAAAUGGCGAACGAUAUUGAAAGAUCCAGAAUUUAGUGCCGUCUUACGUUUGCGGUCCAAUGUUGAUCUCAAGGACAAAUGGCGGAAUAUGAGUGUGACUGCAAAUGGAUGGGGAUCUCGAGAGAAGGCCAGGAUAGCCUUGAAAAAGAGCCGACAGAUUUCGAAGCAUAAUGAUAACCCAAAGGUUCUCACUACAGAAGUUGAGGAUAUUGAUAAUGAAAUUGUCGAUGCCAAGCAUCUUGCAAUGUCUAGUGAGAGUUUGAAGUUUACUGGCCCUAAAAGAUCUAUCUCAAGGCUGGACAAUCUUAUAAUGGAAGCGAUUACUAAUCUGAAGGAGCCCACUGGGUCUAACAAGACGGCUAUUGCCAUGUAUAUAGAGGAACAAUACUGGCUUCCUCCAGAUUUUAAACAGUUGUUGUCUGCAAAACUGAAGGUAUUGACUGCGAGUGGGAAAUUGAUUAAGGUGAAACGCAAGUAUAGGAUAACACCAAGUUCAGCUUUUUCAGAAAGAAGAAACUCCAAGGUGUCUCUCCUUGAGGAAAUGAAAUUGGAGCCUCCCAAACUGGAAAGGGAUGAUAUAAAACUCCUUACAAAAGCUCAAGUUGAUGCUGAACUAGCACAGAUGAGAAACUUGACCGCCGAGGAGGCUGCAGCUGUUGCUGCCAAGGCAGUUUCAGAGGCAGAGGUGGCCAUUAAAGAAGCAGAAGAGGCGGCAAGAGAGGCAGAGGUUGCAGAAGCUGAAGCAGAAGCAGCAAAGGCAUUUGCUGAGGCGGCUAUCUCAACGCUUAAACGACGAAAUGCAGCUAAACUGAUGAUUCGAGUUUGACAGGGAACAAAUGGGUUAUUCAGCUGUACUUCCUCAUGUUCUCCGUACACAUUGCCAGAGGUGCUGACUCUUUGUUUGUCAAAUAUGUAUAUGGUCAGCGUCUGUAUAGCUUGGAUCUUCAGAGCCGCCUGUAGAUAAUGACCCCGGGAAAUCUUUCUUGGCUCAUGAUCCCUUGUUGGAGGUUUCCUAGUUAUCAUCAGCUCCUUGACAUUAUCAUUUCAUAAGACAUUGAUGUGCUGUCAGAAGUGUCUGAAUGGAACUGAUAAGAGCGCUGGGUUUUCAUCGACUGAAACCAGUUACCUUGUGCAUGACAUCAUUUGGGCUUGAGUUGUAUUCAGUUGUAUUUAUUCAAUCUUUAUAAAGAGGAUUGAAUUUUGUUCAAUCUUUACGGGCUAACUCAUUUUUUGAAAGGUGACGUGGUGAUAAGGUUUUGUUUGGAUUACAAAAUCAGAUAGAUCUAAGGUUAUGUUU